Messenger RNA from Penicillium expansum, 774 nucleotides. RefSeq lists its product as uncharacterized. The transcript has a single exon. Bases 1 to 774 code for a protein of 257 amino acids. NCBI's taxonomy places the organism in Eukaryota, Fungi, Ascomycota, Eurotiomycetes, Eurotiales, Aspergillaceae. The record is from RefSeq and is a predicted model, not a curated record.
AUGGCUUCUGAUCUUCUCAAACCUCUAGCGGUAUUUUGCAGUCAAUCUCAGUCUCAGCGAUACAUAAAAGCUGUCAGUAACCUUGGCGAUGCAUCGCGCAGCCUUGCUGAAAAGCCUCUGUCCAAGUCUGAGGAAGACUCUAUUCUGGUGGAAACCAACUUUGACUUUGUUUUGAAAAUCACGAAUACACUGGAAGAACAAUGCCAGUCAACGUCAACUAUUGUCGAAAUGUCAGCUCACGAGCCAUCUACAUCGCUCUUAAACGCUUCAUCUGAAUCAUCUCUAUCAACCAAGUCAUCUGCAACCUCUCUGUCGACCAGGCCAUCUACAGCAACAGAACCUCCGCGACACUAUCGUAUCUUUGCCGAUUAUGGCACGGAUUUUAUCUGGCGAGAUCCCGAUGACCUUAUGCCUGAGGAAGGGGACUGUAUGUUAGAGGCUGAAGAGGUACUCUCUACAUUCCCUUCAUCAGUCUUGGAAUCAUACAAUGCGUGGGUAGACACGUACACCGAUAACUUCAGCGAAAGACGCGAUAAAACUCAAAAUUACUAUGCUGAUGUUUUUCUAACUGCGUCCGAGGAGGUGGCUUGGAACGUGGCAGGGUUUUUGUUGGCUUGGCGUAUCACAUUAGCGCCUCAGGUUGGGAGAAUUGAAUUUAGCGCCGGUUGUUCAAAGUACCUUCUAGAGAAAGGGAAGGAAACCAGCGCGACUUUGCAAUUUUUACAGAACCAGGUGGAUAUUUUAGCCGAAGGAAAGGGGCCAAGAAUGCAAUAA